Panicum virgatum (switchgrass) is the source of this 648-nucleotide messenger RNA. Its product is annotated as putative germin-like protein 2-2. The coding region runs from base 1 to 648 and encodes 215 amino acids. NCBI's taxonomy places the organism in Eukaryota, Viridiplantae, Streptophyta, Magnoliopsida, Poales, Poaceae. The record is from RefSeq and is a predicted model, not a curated record. Gene Ontology annotation, cellular component: cell wall. Gene Ontology annotation, molecular function: manganese ion binding. The transcript has 2 exons.
AUGGCGAGUCAUCUGCUGUUCCUUGCUCUGUUGGCUGUUGCCUGCUCUUGUGCCAUCGCCUCAGAUCCGAGCCUUCUCCAAGAUGUCUGCGUUGCGGACAAGACAUCUCCAGUGCAAGUCAAUGGGUUCGCUUGCAAAGACGCAACGGACGUCGCAGCAGAAGACUUCUACUUCUCCGGCCUUGACAAGGUUGGCAACACGAGCAACAAGCAGGGCUCAGCUGUGACACCAGUCAAUGUCGCACAGAUCCCUGGCCUGAACACGAUGGGGAUCUCCAUGGUUCGCAUCGACUAUGCUCCCAAUGGCAUGAACCCACCUCAUACUCACCCUCGUGCCACAGAGAUACUGACAGUGUUGGAGGGCUCGCUCUUCGUUGGCUUUGUUACCUCGAAUCCAAACAAUGAACUGAUCACCAAGGCUCUGAACAAGGGAGAUGUGUUUGUGUUCCCAAAGGGAUUGGUACACUUCCAGUUCAACAAUGGUACAGGCAGUGCUGUUGCUCUUGCAGGAUUGAGUAGCCAGAACCCUGGAGUCAUCACUAUUGCCAACACAGUGUUUGGAUCCAAGCCAUCCAUUGGGCAUAAUAUACUAGCCAAGGCCUUCAAGGUCAACAAGGAAACAGUGGACUUAAUGCAAGCUCAGUUCUAA